Aspergillus calidoustus is the source of this 978-nucleotide messenger RNA. Lineage: Eukaryota; Fungi; Ascomycota; Eurotiomycetes; Eurotiales; Aspergillaceae. The record is from the annotation of a GenBank genome assembly.
AUGAAUAGGCUCAGAGCCAUCGGCAGAGAUGCCCUCAACGCCACUUCCUUUGGACUCUUCGUCGCCUUUCUGUGGCUGUUAUGGCUCGGUAUGGCGGUCAUCAACGGAGUGUACUACAUUUGCCAUCCGCACAGGUUCAUCACCAUGCGUCGUUUGCGUGGCGGGAGUCCGCCGGUAACACUUUCUCGCUCGCGGAGGCCUCUUACAACAUCCGCUAUGCAGGCACAUCCACAGCAGCAGUCCCCCUUCUUCAAGCUGCCGCCGGAACUGCGCCAGAUGGUAUAUCGCGAAGUCCUCAUCCCCCGUGCUCCCAUCCACGUACGACGGACGCAUCGGAGGCUCUGCAGCACGCCGUGUGGGGGAGUCCCGCAUAGCAAAUGUGCACAGCGCAUGGCAGCAGAUGGGACAGUCCUACGGCGACUGCAAGACGAAGCGCCUCACCGGGAUAGAAUCCUCCCUUUACUACGGACCUGUCGUGGAAUAUACUUCGAAGCCGUCGACUUGAUCUACACUGCCAAUACACUCUUCUUCGAGGAUCUGGCAACUCUUGCGGCUUUCCCUCGAUGCGUCACUCCCGAUCGCCUCUCUGCCAUUCAAUGUGUUCGGCUGGAUCUUUUCCCUUUCAAAGAUGAAAUGAUCUACCUUGACACGAUCCAAACGGGCUGGCAACCUGCCAUUGACGCUCUCGUCGCGAUGCACGGGCUAGUCGACCUAGCAGUCAGGAUACCCUGGUCGGUGGACUUGCCGCGGUGGGAAUUAUAUCGCGAUUUCCUACUUGGUCCUUUGAAGGAAGUGACCGCGGCAAGACGUUUCGUCGUUGAACUCCCGCCCAGCGCAGACUUGGAAAGUAAUGUCGACGGAGUCGACGGCGAGGUCCCAUACACCAUCGUGGCCAACGCUGAACUCCAGGUACAUUAUUCGAGAUGCAAUUGGUGGGGAGGGGACGGGAAACUGCCGAGAUACUUUCCACCGUUGUAA